AUGCCGUCGUCCAGGGCGCAUGCGCGUCUUCACAAACGCGCCUACUCCGCCUCGUCAGCAACCAGCCCGCUGAGCCCUGUUGCUGACCAUGGAGUCUUCACCUUUAAUCGCUCCGAGACGCCCAAGGUCACAUACGAGGAGCCUUGGACAGAAACAUCACCACGAUCCAUGGCGCCCUCGCACCCGCUCAAGAUCAAGCCGUAUCUGCGGAAGCUGUCGUCGUCCAAAGACAGCACUGGCCUGGACCUCUCGCGACCUGCCGAGGAGAACGACAGAUUGGCCGGCCUAGGCAUUUCCGAAUACGGAGGCUACACGCCAUCCGUAACAGAUGUCACCUUCACCACAAUAAACAAUGGCCGCCAUCGACACAGCCGCUCCAUGUCUAACAACUCGCAAUACUCCAGCUCGUCGGGCCUGCAGAGGCCGACACCGUUACCGCUCAUUCGCCAAACCCCACAACCGUACACACCGCCCAUAGCCAGGUCAUCACCGCCAUCUGUCCUGGGGAAUGACAACGAGGUCCAUGACAUCAUGUCCGACGAGGAGUUCAGCCAGCGGCAAAGCGCCUUCGACCCGUCGCGUCGAUCUGAUUCGCUCUCCUCAGUCCCAGGCCUCCGUAUCAACACCAACAACUCCUGCACACGUCUCGCCGCCAGCUACUCGCAGUCGUCGGUCUCUCUCACCUCACCCGUCGCGCCCUCACGGUCGAGAGGAGCCACCCUGCAGUCCGUCGACACCACCACCUCGCCCAGCUCACGAACCUCGCUCGACCAUGUAUCGAGCUUCAUUCGUGGCAGCCGCGACGCGCCUAUAGACGCUGCCUCGCGUGCUGCCUCCAUCCGCGCCGAGCGACAAAAGUUCCAAGAGAAGGAACAGCUCAAGGAGCGCAAAUACGAGCAGGAAGCACAUAGGCAGGCGGAGCGCAACUACCGAAAACUACUCAAAAAGGACGAGUUCCAGCGUCGCCAGUCGGAAACGCACGACAGGAGCGACUUCACGCGCUCGCGCAGUAUCUCAGACGCCCAAAACGAGAAGGCACCAAGACCGUCAGUCGGCGGGCGCCAGUACUCGGACCAUCGCCAUGCACAUGUCAAUUCGCUUCCUAACGUUGUCUCGACAGUCGACCUGGAGAAGCAGAGUGGCGUGGUGCCAAAGGUGACCAAGAGCCGCGCGGCCAAGGGGCGGUGGCUGAGGUUUGUAACCUGGUUCAAGACGAGAUUGCUGCGCAUGAGCCGGAAGUAA
Dothidotthia symphoricarpi CBS 119687 is the source of this 1242-nucleotide messenger RNA. RefSeq lists its product as uncharacterized. The transcript has a single exon. The coding region runs from base 1 to 1242 and encodes 413 amino acids. The record is from RefSeq and is a predicted model, not a curated record. Lineage: Eukaryota; Fungi; Ascomycota; Dothideomycetes; Pleosporales; Dothidotthiaceae.